AUGACAAAAGAGGUAGUGGAGUUCACAACAAAAAGUAUAACUUACUCCUACAAGGGUGAUAUCCUAGAGCAGAUGUUUGGAAUUGACCUCUCGUGCAACAACCUAGCAGGAAAAAUCCCACCGGGACUCGGUAGGAUAAGCAGCAGCACUUAUGCAUUAAACUUGUCACAUAACAAUCUAUCCGGACCAAUUCCUGUAACAUUCUCAAAUUUAAAGCAAAUAGAAAGUCUGGAUCUUUCCUAUAACAAUUUGAAUGGUAAAAUACCACCUCAGUUGACAGAAAUGACCUUUCUAGCGGUCUUUAUUGUGGCACACAACAACUUAUCAGGUACAACGCCAGAGAGAAAAAAUCAAUUUGGAACAUUUGAUGAAAGCAGUUACGAUGGGAACCCUCUCCUUUGUGGACCUCCAUUACAUGAUUGCACCAAAAUUGGACCAUCCUCUAAAAUGCCAGAGGAUAUUGAGGGGGAAGAAAGUGAUAGUUUCAUAGACAUGGGUGUCUUUCACAUAAGCUUUGUGGUGACUUGCAUAACAGUGUUGUUGGGAAUUGUUGCAGUUCUCUACAUAAAUCCAUAUUGGCGUAGGGCAUGGUUUAACCUCAUUGAAUUUCAUGGUUCAAUCCCUUUUCAUCUCCAGAACCUAACUUCACUUAGGCACCUGGACCUAUCUCUCAAUGCUUUCAACUCUUCAAUUCCCAAUUGGCUGUAUAGUUUGAGUCAUCUUGAACUUCUUAACCUUUACACCAACAAGUUGCAGGGUACAAUCUCUAGUGCCAUUGGAAACCUAACAUCUAUUAUCAGCAUAGAUUUGUCAUUCAAUGAACUUGAAGGAAAGGUUCCAAGAUCUUUGGGUAAUCUCUGCAACUCAAGGGAGAUUACAUUGUCAGGCAACAAAUGGAGUCAAGAGAUAUCUGAAGUCUUUGAAAGUCUAUCAGGAUGUGUUUCAAAUGGACUAGAGAUCUUGCAAUUAAAUGAUGCAAAAUUUAAUGGGCAGUUGACUGAUGAACUUGGGCAAUUUAAAAAUCUAGCCAUCCUUCAUUUGGGGUAUAAUUCUAUUUCUGGUCCAAUUCCAUGGUCUAUAGGAAAUCUUUCCUCUUUGAGAUACUUGAACCUUGAGACUAAUCAAAUUAAUGGAACUGCUACUCAAAUUUUUGGACAACUUUCAAAAUUAGAGUAUCUAAACAUUAAUUUGAAUUUGUUGGAGGGUGUGGUGUUAGAAGUUCAUUUUCCCAAUUUUAAGAGAUUAAAAGCACUUGUUGCAUCUCAAAACCGACUUACUUUAGAAGUAAGUGGCAAUUGGACCCCUCAUUUUCAAAUCAACAAUUUAAUUUUGGGAUCAUGGAAUUUAGGGCCAAAAUUUCCUUCAUGGCUUUGUUCACAAGAGAAACUUUUGAACUUGGACAUAUCAAACUCAGGGAUUUCAGAUGCAAUUCCUCCUUCAUUUUGGAAAUUGUCCUCUCAGUUCAAUUAUCUAAAUAUCUCUCACAAUCAAAUCUAUGGAGAGAUUCCACAUAUCCAAUUGGUUUUCCCUACUUCUCCAAUAAUUGAUAUGAGCUCAAAUCACUUCAAAGGUUCAUUACCAUCUAUAUCCUCUAAUGUGAGCUUCCUUGAUCUUUCUAACAAUUUACUAUCUGGAUCUAUUUCUCACUUUUUGUGUUACAAGAUGAAUGAGCCCAAAAAUAUGCAGUUCCUCAAUCUUGAAAAAAAUCUUUUAUCAGGGAAAAUAAGUAAUUGUUGGAUGAAGUGGCAAAGCUUGCUUACCUUAAAUUUGGGAAACAACAAUUUCUCUGGUACCAUUUCAACAUCCAUUGGAUCUUUAAUUAAUCUUAGAUCUUUGCACUUAUACAACAACAAAUUCUCUGGAAGACUUCCAUCCAUGUUGAAAAAUUGUAAAGAUUUGUCUACUAUUGAUAUUGGCAAAAAUGAGUUUGUUGGGAGCGUACCUUUGUGGAUUGGACAUAGACUUUCACGCUUGAUGAUUCUUAGCCUUCCCUCCAAUCAUUUCCAUGGUCAAAUACCAAAAGAACUUUGUGCUCUAACUUCACUCCAUGUCUUAGACCUUUCACAUAAUAAACUAUUUGGAAGCAUACCUAAAUGUGUUAACAAUUUCAGUAUGAUGGCCAGAACUAACAAUUCAAAUUCUCCCCGUUUUUUGCUUGAUUGGUCAACAGUUUAUAAUGAUGCCCCUUUUGAAAGUCAAUUGCUUGUGAUUAAGGGAAAAUCUCUUGAGUAUUCCACCAUACUUCCACUGGUAUGUACUAUAGACCUUUCAAACAACAGUUUAUCAGGAGAGAUUCCCGAAGAACUGACUGGUCUCCAAGGAUUACAAUCAUUGAAUUUGUCAUUUAAUAUCUUGACUGGAAGGAUUCCUGAGAAUAUAGGUGAUAUGAGAUCAAUAGAAUCGAUUGAUUUCUCAGUAAAUCAACUUUCAGGUCAAGUUCCUCAAAGUAUGUCAAGUUUGACAUUUUUGAGUCAGUUGAACUUGUCAAACAACAAUUUAAUUGGGAGAAUUCCUUCAAGCACUCAGCUACAAAGUCUCGAUGCAUCUAGUUUUUUUGGAAACAAACUUUGUGGACCUCCACUUACCGAUAACUGUACUAUAAAGGAUGUACAACCUAACACUGAGAGGAAAGAAAGCAAGGUCUCUAGUGGACUUAAUGUGGAUUGGUUUUAUGUGAGCAUGGCACUUGGAUUUUUUGUUGGGUUUGGGGUUGUGUUGGGUCCUUUACUAUUGAACAAGCAAUGGAGAGUUUUCAUUCGUUUGCCAAAUGAAGAUCUAUGGCAUCAACGGAUGGGAUAUGCUAGCUACAAACAUCUUUCUAUUGUAUCUAAGCAUAAGUUAGUUUUAUGGAUACCAAAGCUUAGUAGAAUGAGCAAUGUGGUAUGUAGACUGUGCCAACUUGGAAAACAAAUUAAAGCUAAGCAUCCUGGCACUCAGACAUCAGCUACAUCUAGACCAUUGGAGCUUCUACAUCUGGAUCUUAUAGGUCCAACUAGAACCGAGUCUCUUGGUGGAAAGAGAUACAUCAUGGUUGUGGUAGAUGACUUCACUAGGUACACUUGGGUCAUUCUUCUACGAUCCAAGUCUAAUGCUCCUAAGCACAUUGAAACUUUGUGCACAAGAUUGCAGAAUGAAAAGAGCUUGAAAAUUGAUCGAAUUCGAAGUGACCAUGGUAAAGAAUUCGAGAACUCAUAUAUGGAAUCGUUUUGCACAAGAUCAGGCAUCUCUCAAGAAUUCUCUACUCCUAUUACUCCUCAGCAGAAUGGUGUAUUAGAAAGAAAGAACAGAGUUAUUCAGGAGAUGGCCGAAGCCAUGCUGCACAAUAAGGAUGUGGCUAGAAACUUGUGA
Quercus lobata is the source of this 3348-nucleotide messenger RNA. Its product is annotated as receptor-like protein EIX2. The coding region runs from base 1 to 3348 and encodes 1115 amino acids. The transcript has 3 exons. The record is from RefSeq and is a predicted model, not a curated record. NCBI's taxonomy places the organism in Eukaryota, Viridiplantae, Streptophyta, Magnoliopsida, Fagales, Fagaceae. Gene Ontology annotation, molecular function: nucleic acid binding; protein binding. Gene Ontology annotation, biological process: DNA integration.